This is a messenger RNA of Teleopsis dalmanni, 1672 nucleotides long. RefSeq names its product 26S proteasome regulatory subunit 4 (gene Rpt2). Lineage: Eukaryota; Metazoa; Arthropoda; Insecta; Diptera; Diopsidae. Gene Ontology annotation, cellular component: proteasome regulatory particle, base subcomplex. The record is from RefSeq and is a predicted model, not a curated record. Gene Ontology annotation, biological process: proteasome-mediated ubiquitin-dependent protein catabolic process. Bases 203 to 1522 code for a protein of 439 amino acids. Gene Ontology annotation, molecular function: ATP binding; ATP hydrolysis activity; proteasome-activating activity. The transcript is spliced from 3 exons.
GUGUAUUACUUUGUACUGUACAAAAAAAAAGUAUUAUUUGUGCAAGCUGUAAAAUUUUGACAUAUGGCGGCUUUGUAGAAAUGCAACUAACUUCACAGUAAAUGACUAGUGAAAAGUAUUGUCGUUUAUGAAUUGCAUUUUGUAUAAAAUAUUAAAUAGAAAAUAUUUAGGGUACGCAAAUUAAAUCCAAAGCCUUAAAAAUAUGGGUCAAAACCAAUCGGCGCAGGGCGGCUCUGGGGAUAAAAAAGAUGAUAAAGAUAAGAAAAAGAAAUAUGAACCACCAAUUCCAACACGCGUGGGUAAGAAAAAAAGGCGUGCAAAGGGACCAGAUGCUGCUAUGAAACUGCCUCAAGUAACACCCCAUACGCGUUGUCGUUUAAAAUUACUCAAACUAGAACGAAUCAAGGAUUACUUAACACUGGAAGAUGAGUUUAUUAGGAAUCAGGAACGUCUGAAACCCCAAGAUGAGAAAAACGAGGAAGAACGUUCUAAGGUCGAUGAUUUACGGGGUACACCGAUGUCGGUUGGCAAUUUAGAGGAAAUUAUAGAUGACAAUCAUGCAAUUGUGUCAACAUCUGUAGGGUCGGAGCAUUAUGUGAGCAUACUUUCAUUUGUUGAUAAAGAUCAACUAGAACCAGGCUGUUCAGUACUAUUAAAUCAUAAAGUGCAUGCUGUUGUUGGUGUAUUGAGUGACGAUACUGAUCCCAUGGUAACUGUAAUGAAGCUGGAAAAGGCACCACAAGAAACUUACGCAGAUAUUGGUGGUUUAGAUACACAAAUUCAGGAAAUAAAAGAAUCAGUUGAACUGCCAUUAACACAUCCAGAAUACUAUGAAGAAAUGGGUAUUAAACCACCAAAGGGUGUUAUUCUAUAUGGUCCACCUGGCACGGGAAAAACAUUAUUAGCUAAAGCAGUCGCCAACCAAACUUCUGCCACAUUUUUACGUGUUGUUGGUUCGGAAUUGAUACAAAAGUAUUUAGGCGAUGGUCCAAAAUUGGUACGCGAGCUAUUUCGUGUAGCAGAGGAGCAUGCGCCUUCCAUUGUUUUCAUUGAUGAAAUCGAUGCGGUAGGAACAAAGCGAUAUGACUCGAAUUCAGGCGGUGAACGAGAAAUUCAACGUACUAUGUUGGAAUUACUAAAUCAAUUGGAUGGUUUCGAUUCACGCGGUGAUGUGAAGGUCAUUAUGGCAACAAAUCGAAUUGAAACACUGGAUCCUGCACUGAUACGUCCCGGUCGUAUUGAUCGUAAAAUAGAAUUUCCACUUCCUGAUGAAAAAACUAAACGUAGAAUAUUUACCAUACACACAUCUCGUAUGACACUUGCUGAAGAUGUUAAUCUUAGUGAAUUAAUUAUGGCUAAGGAUGAUCUUUCCGGUGCAGAUAUCAAGGCAAUUUGUACUGAAGCCGGUUUAAUGGCAUUACGCGAGCGUCGUAUGAAAGUAACAAAUGAGGAUUUCAAAAAAUCCAAGGAGAGUGUGUUGUAUCGAAAGAAAGAAGGUACACCUGAAGGUUUAUAUUUAUAAAAAAACAAAAACUAAAACAAAAAAAAUUUCGACGCAAAAGUAAUAAUUUUAAACAAAUUUAAUAAUUAUUUAAUAUAAAUUAGUUAUUUUGUGUAUACAAGAAAUUACCAUCCGCCACUAAUAAAUUUGUAGCCAAUGGCAACUUCAAUU